AAUGCAGUUUGGUGAGAUUGCAGAUUAGGUGGGAGGGAGGGAGGGGGGAGAGGGGAGAGGGGAGGGGGACAGGUGCUGGAUCAUGGCAGGGAAAAACAAAGAGUGGAUUUACCUUCCUGAAGGAAAUCUAAAGAGUUUGAUUUAAGAAUUUAAAAAAAGAGUUAUAAGCUAAAAGUGACUGAAUCAUUUUGUGGAUCUGUGUGACUUUGACUUUAAGAAACUCCACUUUGUACCUUUCAGACACUCACCUGUGAGCUCAUUCCUGCAGGACAAUAACAACACUGACCACAGGAGGCCUCCUGAUUGGCCCAGGCAGCAGCCAAUCCCAGCACGAGGACUGAGUCACAGGGAAGUGACUGCACCUAUCUGCACUCACCUGAUUCUUUACCUGGCUGAGCUCAGACGCAGCAUCUCAUUACCUUUCCAAUACAAUCCUUCAGAGAGGCUCAUUGUGUGGAGGCUCGCUCUUCAAGUCAAGGUGUCCGUCUGUGUUUGACAAAGAAAGGAGAAAAAGGAAGGAGGAGACAUGGCUGUGGCGAACUUCCACUACAUCACUCGGAUGAGCAGCGGCUUCAAGGUUUACAUCCUAGAAGGUAAGACUGAAUUUUUUAGACUUUUACUGCCUCAGGAGAGAAAAUGUGAUCAGGGGAAUCUAAUGUGUGCCGUUAUUGUGCUGAAAAAAUAACUUAAAAAUGUAAAGUCACAGUGUUUUAUUAUGGUGAGGUACAUAUCAGCGUCUUUUUCUCCGAGGAUUGUAUUUUCAUGAAAUCAGAAUUAAGCAGCAAUGACAGUCUCAUGGAAGACAUGAACUGAAAGGAACAUCUGCUUUAUAGAAUAUGUGUUAAGAAAUAUGUGCUGCCUUUAAUUAUCAAGUUUAAAAAAAAAAAAAACAGAUUGUCCCUUUAAAGUGUUUAAAAUAUCAACCACAGCCUCUUUAUACGGCUCCCUGGUUUCUAAAGAUUGAACUUUACGUUGAUUGUCUCUGAAUUUUGCUCCAAUUUCAUAAAAUCUGAUAAAAGGCGACCAAACAGAAGGUCAGGCAGCGUAUUCCUGCUGCCAAUAAGGAAGAAAUAUCCACGCCUGAGGCAUUAGAAAAUCAGCAUAGGUGUGGUUAUACCUGCCCCCCCCCUCCCCUCCCCUCCAUAAUGGCACACUGUGAGGGAGCAGCUCACAGGUGUUGGAGUGAACACACAGGAGGAUAGUGUAAUGGAGCGAGCACUCAGGAUGUGAUGACACUGGAAAGUUCAUUGUUCACCUGCUCAGCUGUAUAGAUAUGUAGAUGUAGAUGUUACUUCUCUGAGGCCUCCCUGAAUGAUCAUUUGAAUACAGUUUAAGGAGGUUUGAAUGAGCCUUCAGAGAGAGUAUUCAGGUGCUAAACCGAGCAGACACUCAGACAAAGAGACUCGUUCAGAAACAAUGCCCUCUGUUUGUGAUUGUCUCGCUAACUGAUGCGCGCACCUCUGAGUAAACUAACGUCGAAUGAGUCUGUAACCUCUUCAAACACCUCAGAUGAUCUUUUGGUGUGUUUUGCAAUCUUGACUAAAAGUGAAUUUCUCUCAGCAAACACGCCCUGAAAUCAUCAGCUUAUGUUGAUGUGUUUGGACUUGUGGAUUACAAAAGUCCACGUCGUGAUUUCCCCUCAACGGCCCUUUAAACUCAACAGGGUGCCGCCCAAAUCCAAUCAGGGUCCUCGAACCCUCAAAGGUGUCUGAUAUGUGUCACCCAGCCUGUUGAUUGUGUCCUCUUUACCGUGUGACGGGCUGAGUGCCAAACAUCAUGCAGAAAAACAUCAUUUACCGUUAGCAUUGAAUCAGCUGUGAGGUGUUGUAACGCUCACUAAUCAGGAAGAUCGGGUUCGACAAGUUAACGGAGUUUACAAUUAACGGUGACAAAAAAGAAAAAAAAUAUUUUCCCACGAAUUGCUGUCAUGCAGGUCGCUGUCAUGGAUCAAAACAAGAGUGAGUCAUGGCGCGGUGACACAAACUACCACCAACGUAGUAAAAUCAUCAUCAAUGCCAGGAAAUGAUCCGGUCAUCGCCCCGCUCCUGAGGACGGGAAAUGACGGAUCAAUCAGGGAUGAUUGACAGAUUGUUUAUGCAAACCCUAAACUUUGACUUUUGUUUUGUAGGUCAGCCCCACCUCAGAAGCGAGGACAGAUACAGACACAUCUCAAACGACCGUGCCCGAGCGCCAACUGUGUAUCCAAUCAAACGCAAGCGCAGCCACGACAGAGGCCUGACGCUGGAGGAAAGGUUGGCGACACUUCACUGUCAUGAUUUAACCGUCACAAAUAUCUCCAAAAGUGCACCAGUGUGAGGUUUCUGAUGGUCUCAAUGUUUCAGGCGAGAGCGAGUGCUGAGCAGGAGCGUUGGGAAAGCCACCCAGAGAGCGGCGCCAGCACCAGCCGUCUUCAACGGGCCUCAGAGCCCCACAUCCACCUGGAGUCCGGUCCCCAGCCCCACCAGCCCCCUACCCACUCAUGUCUACUACACACCAGUCAUGGAUGAACCCCUCGCCCUCAUCAAGAAACCAAGAAAAGAUCCAGAGAGCACAGAAGAGAAGACAAAGAGCUCUGCAAACACUCAGAUCCAGGUACUGAAACACAGAAAAACGCUCAUUUCUGCCCUCUGUAUUGGUAAAGGUGGUCGUACUGUGUGUCCCUUUGUAGUCACUGUAGUGUAGCUUCAGGCUACACACAGCAAGUACAUCUCCAUCUGUAGUCAGAGUGUGAACAGGCCCAAGCUUGUCCCAGCUAUGCGAUCCAGCCGGAUUCAGGGAGAAAAUGUGAGCGAUGGAGGGAGGAAUGUCAUCAACAAGACCAAACAGACUGUCUGUCUCUUUGACCUGCAUAAGCGACCGCACUGGGAGGGAGGGAGGGAGGGAGGGAGGGAUCUGCUUUUUCCAUGGGCAAACCCAACCUGUUCAAUCGCUUUUAAUUGAACUCUGUGCACAGUCAGGUUCAGGGGAUAAUGUCGGAGGGAAAAAGAGCUCAAACCAGUGUUGCUGCAAAUAUCAAGCCUGUUUUUUGGGUUUUCUAAUCCAUCACCUCUUCGUUGUUGUUGUUUUUCAGAUGCGUCCCUCUGUGAUCACUUGCGUCUCCUCGUCCAGAAACCCUUCCUGCAGGUCUGACAUCCACAGGAGCCCCUCAUCAGGUCAGUCUCACACUCUGUAAAUGAUCUCACCCUGCAGACGGUCACUCCCUGAUCGUCACGUUCACUUAUACUGACUCACUGAGGUGUGUAUCUGAAGUCUGUCAUCCAUCCUUUCUCCUGCAGUGAUUUCAAAAUCCAAUUAUGACCACGUGGUGGAAGAACAUUUCCAGAGAAGCCUCGGUGUGAAUUACCAGAAAGCGUCUCGCUCCCAGCAGCUCUCCAUCAGCGUUUCCGUUGACGACCACUUCGCCAAGGCUCUUGGGGACAAGUGGCUCCAGAUUAAGUCCAAGUCCUCCUCCUGCUCCUCCACGCCUCCCAGCAGCCCGAGCGUCACCCACUCCCCCACCUACAAAGAACCCACCUGCAGUUCAUCCCCGACCUCCAGCCACUGGUCCGUCAACUAAAAGCAGCAGGAACUGGACUCUCUGACUUUAAACAUUUCACUGCGUGCAGCUCUGCUUGCUCUGCAACAGGAAAGCCUGUGUAAUUUGGAGAGGGUGAGCUCAAAGAUGCAGGAGCGCCGUCAUGUUGGACCCCCGAGUAUCCAAGUUGGAGACGCAGACGAAUGUAGCAGGAAUCAGGACUUUGUGUUUUUGUUACAUUUCUCUCAUCAUUGCUUGUGGAUAGCCUCAGAAUACUGAGAAUCUGUAGAUGGUGACGUGGGAUGAUUGAAAAAUAUCAUCAGUACUCCUUUACAUUUCCGACUGUGUCAUCCUUUUAUGGCGCAGUUUUUAUUGUAUUUAUAUUCUGAUACGCCUGGGUCUCUUAUGGUCUCGAUUACUUGCCUAUCUGCUGUGUGAUAUUUUGCUUCUAAGCUGUACACAAAACAGAGACUUUAAAACGAUUUUGACAAAUAAAAAUGUCCAAAAAUCCUUUAAGAGUUUCUUUGCAUGUGUCAUCCAAGGCUGUCGCAGUAUACUGACACUGACGAUAACCUUAAAAAACAUUUAUACUGUGCUCGAAAUAAGCAUAUGGUAAUAUUGUGACUUCACAGUCGUGGGGAAGAUAAAGAAGCAGCAGCUGCUAGUGAGCUAGCUUUAGCAUCCCUCUGAGAGAGGAUUAGACAGUUUAGAGAUUUACUGUGAAGCCAAAAACAACAUGAUAAUAUAGGUUAACACUGAUCGAUUUAUACUUUUUAACCGUUCUUUAACUUUCGUCACUCAGAUCUAAAAGUUACAAUCCAAUAGAAGUAUAGGACUUAAAAACAGGGGCAUCGUUUUAUGUACUAAAGUCAAUACAGGCUUUACUGAAGUCACAUUAAAGUUUACACUGUCUUGUAAAGUUAUAACAUUAGGAGAAUAAAGUCGUCAUGUUGUUAAAAUUAAGUGUCGAUAAAGUUUUGGUUGUCUGCACCAAACUGAGGAAGUUUUGGUUAAAGUGUCUCUAAUGUUUCGUCUCCCCAGCUCCACAUUGGUCCAAGUAUCAGGACUCUGAACAGACUGGGGGAAAACUGAGACAUGGUGUUCUCAGUCGAAAUAGCAUCAUGAGGCUAAUCAUUGACUUAAUCCAUGGCCCUAAUACAAAAAACAGAAAAAUACCAAAAUAAAAGCAUGACAAAAACACUACUUCCUCUGGGUUUAGUUUGCUGGAUGUGCUGAUGAGGAUAAGUCAUAAAUUUGAAAAACAUCAGAAAUGGAUGAGGACAUGUUGCAUUCAUUUGUAAAUUAGUGUCAGCUUGUUAUCUGAGGAAUAACUGAUUUUAAUUUUAUUUUUGUUAAUUAAAAAAAAUAUCUUGAUAUAAAAGUUGAAUAAAAAGUAAAGAGGGUCACUGAUGCACGCACUCUCUGUAAAAGUGGACAGGGUGGUGCACCAGACAACCUAAUUUCAGAGGUGAGUCAGUGUGUGUCUGAAACACGUCCGGCACACACACACACACACACACUCAUUUUACUUUCAGACUUGUUGCCACACACUGAGUGGAAAUUAAAUGGUUGUAUGAGCAACUCAUUUGUGUGUUUUUUUUUUCCUGUAAGUUGGGGGAAUGUAGGAUGCAUGUUGGAGCAGGCAGCAGGCCUUGUGUUCUGACAUUCCUGUCUCCUGAGAAAAUGAAUCUGUAAGAUCCUACAGAUCCUGUUUGGCAAGAGGCGGGAGGGAGGGAAGCGGGGAAGGAAGGGUUGGGCUGACAUAGGCCUGAGCAUGAGAACCAGCAGAGCUCUUCGGUUACUUAUUUGCAUGUUCUAUCUUGUUCAAGUUUAAAUAUGAUAAGCGACAUUUGAAAAAUACGAGGCUUCUUGUCUUUAAAAAUCGCAGAUUCAGUCAAUUCUGUAUUAGCAUGAAAACUCAGGGAAAUCAGGAAAUGUUCAGAUUAAUAGAACAUUUUGGGAAUAAAGUUGUAAAUGAGGGCGCAGAAUAACAACUUGACCUGUUUGUACAUUAAAAUGACUGGAAUAGACACUGAUAAAUGUGCAUUCUUGCGUCUUCUUGUAGUUUGAGUGAAGACGUGUGGAUAUAACCGUCAUCAGUCUAUCAUACAGUCACGUUAAGUUUAUGUCUGAAUGUAUUGUGUGAGCAAACACAAACAGGAGCAAUUAAUCAUCAAACUGUAGUUUAAUCCUUUUCCUCGUUAACUGUCUAAACUGGUAUUUCCACAUGGAGUGUAAUCAUCAGCCAGUGUAACCUGAACAGAGGCGUUGAUGCCACCUAGAGGCCCUAAAGGUACAUAAAUCUUUAAAACUGAAAACAAUAACAAAGACAAACGGUCUCAUGUUGCACGAUGAGCCGCAUAAACAGAUAAAAACAAAACUCUGAGGGUGGACUGGUUGUCAGGUGAGAGUGCUCGACUAACCGGAUGACCUUUAGGAGGUUAAAACAGAGAUCUAUGGGGAGGAAUACUCCACCAGUUCACCCAGUUAACCACAAGGGGGCAACCUCACUACAGGCUGUGCACCAUUCUCCAUUCAUAAACUUUUAAUCCUCUUUGCAACUGAAACAUUGACUGUGUUGUUCUUCAUAAAUGUGGCUUGUGCAGUCAGGUAGACCAUGAAUCUGCACAAUUUCAAGUCUGAAAUCCUUAAAUUUUGUUUAAAAGCAUGUAUCCAUUAACACAUUUGCUGUUAAUGGUCAGUACCUGCUGCAGAGCUGCAUGCAUGCAGAAACGGCUUCAUUAGGUGUGUCCAGAUAUGAAGCAGGUUAGAUGAGGAAGUUAAAAUCAAACUAAACAACUAGUCAUGAGAAUGCAAACAGAAAAAACUUCUCAUGCAGAUGCACCAAUGCACAUAAUUGCUCCAGGCAACAAUAAAAGAUAAUUAUAAUCCUGAACAGCUCCAACAUGACAGAAAACAUCAUUUAACUGAAUUUGACUGCAGCAGUACUCAUUAAGAUUUUCACUAGAGUGCAGAUGAUUGGUCGAGUCCUUGGGAAAGUUCUGGUUCUUUGUUAAGUCUUACAAAAGUUUGAUCACCGUCAACAAAGCAUCAAGCAUUUAGUAAAUAAUCAAAAUUACAGCUCUGAUCUCCUGAGAACAUGAUUGCGUUGAAUGACUGGUGUGCAGCAGAGUGAUUCAUGUUAGAGCUUCUUCUUCGACCUCUCAGUAUUUAAAUGAUAAAAGUAAAUCUGUGUAAUUGUGUAAAUUAUGGCUGCUCUGUUACAGACAGCCCAGCGUUUCCAAUCCCAAACUGGGAGCUGUGUUUACAUCAGUAUCAUAAUAAAUGAGAGGGGCCAUAUGGUUUAAAAUAAGCUGUUUAAAUCAGCUUUAUGCUAAUUCCCACACUUGGAACAUGUGUUUCAUUGUUUUAAAUACACAUAAUUCAUAACCCUAUAGAGGAGCAACCCAGAAGAACCAUCCCACAGAUUACUCAUGAAAAUCUGCACUAAGUCAGUCCUCUGACACAGUAGGCCGAUAACAGACAUGUCUGUUUAAUGGAAGAGCCUGCUACUUUGGACCUGAAGUUCCUGUAACAGUGACAGUAUUAUUACAUAAAACUAUUAAUGCAGAAUAAUAUUGAAGAAAAGAACAAAAGUAAAAGCAUGAAAAGGCACAUUUAUGCAGUACAAUUCAGCUAUUUUAAAAGAAAGACUGAAAACAAUUUUUAGUCUUGCUUUUAACUAAAUUUUAAAUCAUUAACUUUAAGUGUUUUAGCAUUUAUCUUUCUAGUUUUAAUGACAGGAUCGUCUCUUAUUGAGCUAUUUUGGUGCUCUUAUUUUAGUAUCUUACUGAUGUUUUUAUUUUAUUUUAUUUAUUAUUUCUUAAAUUUCAUUCUGUGUUACGUUGUUUUUAGAUUUUAAACCUCCACUGUUUCCUUAUCUUGAGUUUUAAAAUAGUGUUUCCUCAGUGCGCACAUUCCUGUUUCCACAAAAUUAAGCCCUUUUUAAAUACAUUUUAAUUCUGCUUCUGUUGUGUUUCGAUUGUGGGGUAGGAAUGAGGGUUUGGGCUGGGUUAGAUUUGGGUAUUCUUUAUUUCUUUUAUUCCUUUUUCUGUGUAAAGCAUUUUGUGCUACAUGGUCAUGUAUGAAAAGUGCUUUGUAAACAAAUACUGAUUGAUUGAUAAAAACAAGAUUCACAGAAACAUCCACCAUAAAUCAGAGAAGAUGAAAUCAAUCACAGGGUGUAACAUGAAUGAUUGAUACAGAGUGACAGUAUACAGAGUAGGAGGGUUAACACUCAGCUGAAUUAUUGAAUUAUGAAUUACUUCUGCCCAUAAGGAUGCCUCCUCAUUUAAUAAACUUCUUUCUCACUUGAACUCUUUGUUUACCCUCAUUCACUGUUUUGUGGAAGACUCCGUCUGUCCUCACAAUGACUGUAACCUCCAUCAACACACUAUAAACAAGCUUAAUUCAAUAAACACAUAACAUCACAAACAUUUCACACUAACUGUACAUAUUUAACCCUUUAGUCAUAUUACUGAUGUUUAUCAGUUAUUUGGUUUUCCAGAUUUACCCUGGAUUCCGUGUUUUACGAACCAAACAGGUGACCAUUGAAUCAAACAUAACUGUGUCUUUAGAAAAAAAGGUGAAUUAAAAACUGAACAGUGAAAUAAGGUGGAUUUAAGGGCAGCUGAUGGAUAAGUUGUGAUGAUACAGUAGAUUUUAUAGUAUUUAAGUGUAUGUUUGUGUAGAGCCUAAACUGAGCCUGUUGUAACUUGUCAGAGUUAGCCGUUAGCUAACGCGAUGAGCUAACGGCUAUGCUAACGGCUAAGCUAGCGCCGGUAUGCAAACAAACUAUGAUUCGGUUCCGGUUCGCGGUAAAUAUCUACGUAAAAAAACAACCACACAACCAAAACUGGUGCCAGUUGAGUCCAGAACUCGAUAAAAUAUCCAUAGUUAGUUGGUCAAUUGUAGAAAAUUGUGUAAAAAGGACGUAUUUACUUACUGUUUUAGUGAUGACUUGUAGUUAAACGGUUAAGGGACGUUCACGGUCUGUUCCUGUAAAAACCGUCUCAGACGAUCAAAAAUUCUCGAAGUGAAGAUUCUAUUUAAAAAAAAGAUAUCUGACAGUUUGAGUCAAAGAAAUUUCUCUUAAUCUUAAACGGUGAUUUUAUUUCUUAUUUUAUUUAUUUGUUGAAAAAGUAAACCCCCAUGUCAUACUACCUUAAAAGUAAUUUAAAUGUAAUUGAGGAAAAUUGGCUUAUUACAACUGCUUUAUAACCCUGAAUUAAACAUAAGUAACUAACUCCUCAGAAUUUGAUAAAGUUAAUAAAGCUAUAAAACUUACUAUUUUAUAUUUUAAUUGUAGGAUUUGAGUGUUUAGAUUCAGUAGACCUAUACUUACAAAGAUAUCAAAUAAGUUUCAUAAUCACAAUUGUGGUCUUCAUGUUGGCGUGUAUUUCACAGAGGCACCACCAUGAAAGUAAGCAGGUGGUAUUUUGCUGAAUGUGAGGAGACUACCUUUUCAGAAUUUGUCCUGUUCAUAUAUAAAUCGUGUUUCUGAUAAAAAAAACAAUAAAAUAAAAUAAAAAUCUGCUUUAUUUUAACAGUCAAACACAUGACUAGGGAAUCUGUGCCAUUGAAAACAUAAAAAUAGAGUUUAUUUUAAGUUAAUCACUUUUCCUGACACCAACUCUGUGCUGUUCCUCUAUUAUUGUUUGAUAAAGGCUGCUGUGCAACACUGAAAACUGUAGUUGUCUUGAUUUGUUGCACAUUUGUGGAUUUGACAACAUGUAGAUGCAUGCAGAAACAUCCAGUACUUGCUGAAUGAUCUGUUUAUGUUUCUUGCAGUUUUAAGUCAUGUGAGCUAGGUUGUAAUUCAACUAAGUAUCAUGCAAAUGUGGUUAAUGCCAUAAGCAUGGUACUUACUUGCAGUGCGAUGAUAUCAUAAAUCUAGAUUUUCUUAACACUUUUCUUUACUUAAUUGAAUGUAUUUUCUUCAACUGCUCCAUAUCAUGAGCAGUUAUGGUGGUGCAGAGGAGGUUUAAUGCAAAGGUAGCAAAUGCUAAAGGGUUUUGUGUCUGCUGUUUCAUAAACCUCAAAAAACUUCUUAAGGGAGCUUUAACAAGAGCAUACAGUAUGUAGUUAGUGCAGUCUAUCCUGCUGUAUAUAUAGUUUUGUUUUGUGCGGGUUGAUGAUGUGCUAAAUUUUUCCACUGACUUCAUAUUUCCUUUCAUUAGCGCUGUGAGUUACUGUCAUUCAGACUCGUCACAUGUUUCACAGAGGUCACAGUAUUCCACACAGGUAGCAUUAGUGUACACGUGUUAACAUGUCAGACCCACACUAAAUCAUUCAACAGGUGCUAAUACCUCCUAAUAAAUGAGUAAUCAGGAGGAACUGAUCAGCAGAUUUGGAGGCAGUGUAGCAGUUUGGAAAACGAGCCAAAUUGUGCUGACGCUGGAGGAGGUCGGACGGUUUACUGAAGCUUCUCAAUGAGGAGCCCAUUCAUGUUAAAUUACAGGUUGAUCAGUAACAAAGUCUGUAAGUGUUGCUUCAUGUUCUGCUUGGCAACACAUGUAAGGUGGUCGUAGCAUGUGUUAAUAUCCUAACAUACAAGAAAGCAGAAGGAUAAAAGUGUGUAGAGAUAUAACAAGAGGAAAAACUCAGCAGUUGUGAGGUUAAAAACUCAAAAGGAUGUUUGUUUACUCUCUUAAACCCAAAAAGAUUAGAUAUGUGGAGAGAAUUAUUUGUAUUUCAGUGUUCAUUUGUUGAACAGACCUUAUAUUUUAAAAUUACAUAUCAUACUUUACCAAAUGUGUUACACGUGCCAGAGAGCAAAAUGGAGUCACAACAAGGGAAAAAGUCCCAAAAAGUUCAAUCUUUUAUUUAAGAAAUAACACACCUCACUGCAUUUCUGAUUAGUCCAACUUGUUAUACCUGUCAUUUUUGGUGUCUAGAUAGUGGUAAAGUUUGCAUGAAUAAUAAAAAAAACAUUGUAAAAAAUUAACAACACACCACACGUGAUAUAUUAUGUCGUUGCAUUAAUAUAAGGUAUGGCCAGUAGAUGGCGUCAGAGUAAAGGCCAUGCAGUUAAAUAUUAAGCUCAGUUGUGGUCAAUUUAGCGCCUAUUUUCUCCACAUUGAUUUUCUUUAUUUGUUUAACGCUAAAUAAUUUAAACUAUACAUAGCACCCAGGAGUAUUAUGGGAACACGACUGUGAUUUGACAGAAACAAUAAACCCUGAUGACUAUAAACAGCCUGUAGCCUCAAAUACUUUAAUUGUUUCUCCUUCAGGCACAAGAAGCAGAUCUCCUCAGGACAAACAAGAGGCAUUUCUGUCUCUGUGGGGGUUUGGGGAAAUUUGGAGGAUUCCUCCUUCAAAGUCACAUAAUCAGUGAAAACAGUCAUUAUUUCUCUGCGUCUACAAACACGUUAAACAUUAGCUUUUGGGCAGCAGAGGUCUCAUGACCGGACCGUGAAGGCGUGUACUCAGUCC
Xyrichtys novacula (pearly razorfish) is the source of this 10948-nucleotide messenger RNA. Lineage: Eukaryota; Metazoa; Chordata; Actinopteri; Labriformes; Labridae. The record is from the annotation of a GenBank genome assembly.